Penicillium griseofulvum is the source of this 741-nucleotide messenger RNA. RefSeq names its product 60S ribosomal uL13 domain-containing protein. Gene Ontology annotation, cellular component: ribosome; cytosolic large ribosomal subunit. The coding region runs from base 1 to 741 and encodes 246 amino acids. The transcript has 4 exons. Gene Ontology annotation, biological process: translation; negative regulation of translation. The record is from RefSeq and is a predicted model, not a curated record. Gene Ontology annotation, molecular function: structural constituent of ribosome; mRNA binding. Lineage: Eukaryota; Fungi; Ascomycota; Eurotiomycetes; Eurotiales; Aspergillaceae.
AUGUCCUCCUUCGAAUCAGUGGUCGUCAUCGACGGCAAAGGACACCUCCUCGGUCGUCUGGCCAGCACUGUCGCCAAGCAGCUGCUCAACGGUCAGAAGAUCGUCGUCGUGAGAUGUGAGGCCCUCAACAUCUCCGGCGAGUUCUUCCGCGCGAAGCGAGACAAACGACCGACAACAUCCGCAAAUCGAGACUACUGGCAGUUCUUUGGUGGCAAUUUAGGCCAAAUUUUUGGAGGAAAUGCUCUGCAACUUGGAUAUCAGAAAGCUGACUCGAAAUUCCGCCAUACAGUCAAGUACCACGCCUACCUUCGCAAGAUGACUCGUUUCAACCCCACCCGUGGUGGUCCCUUCCACUUCCGCGCUCCUUCCCGCAUCCUCUACAAGGCCAUCCGCGGUAUGAUGCCCCACAAGACCGCCCGUGGUGCUGCCGCUCUGGAGCGCCUUAAGGUCUUCGAGGGUGUUCCCCCUCCUUACGACAAGAAGAAGCGUGUCGUUGUUCCCCAGGCUCUCCGUGUCCUGCGUCUCCGCCCCGGCCGCAAGUACUGCACCGUUGGCCGUCUCAGCCACGAGGUUGGCUGGAAGUACCAGGAUGUUGUUUCCAGACUCGAGGAGCGCCGGAAGGUCAAGAGCAAGGCUUACUACGAGCGCAAGAAGGCCGCUCGUCGUGUUCUUGCCAAGGCCGAGCAGGGAGCGAAUGUGGACAGCAAGACCAAGACCCAGCUUGCUCAGUUUGGCUACUAG